Messenger RNA from Aphanomyces astaci, 584 nucleotides. RefSeq lists its product as hypothetical. The record is from RefSeq and is a predicted model, not a curated record. Lineage: Eukaryota; Oomycota; Saprolegniomycetes; Saprolegniales; Verrucalvaceae. Bases 1 to 549 code for a protein of 182 amino acids. The transcript has a single exon.
AUGGACGAGACUAAGAUUGUGCGCACAGGAGUGCUGUACAAGAAGGGUAAGAAGGUGGGCGUGUUCGGCCGCGACAACUGGAAUCCCCGGUACUGUGUCUUGACGUGGUCGAAGCUCCAGUACUACACGUGCGAAGGAGGCACGUUGAAAGGCGAGGUGGACUUGACUCGAUGCAGUCAAGACGCCAUUGCCGUCAUGCCAAACGACUGCCAGAAGACAGGGCGGUCAGCCUCCUCCAUCUGGCGAGUUGCUAUCACCACGCCCCAGCGCCGAUUCUUGAUAGCAGCCCCGACGGAAUUCGACAUGCGAGACUGGAUACGAGACUUGGUCAAGGUCACAACGCGGCACGAACAGUCUCCUGCAGGCACAGAAACCCAAGUAUUCCGACUAGAACAACCUCAUCUUCGCCCCCUCUUGCUCGAGUCGUAUGACGUGUUGGCGAAAACCAACCGCCGCAAUAUCUCGCUCGUUCCAGGGCAACUCCAUCUUCGACGGGAGCUGCGGAUGGCCCACCACCAAGACGACAAGUCGACGCACGACAUUAUUUAGCAACUCUAAUACACAACGGUAUUGAUUUUGGUCCA